Gregarina niphandrodes is the source of this 1383-nucleotide messenger RNA. RefSeq names its product putative transmembrane protein. The transcript has a single exon. The coding region runs from base 1 to 1383 and encodes 460 amino acids. The record is from RefSeq and is a predicted model, not a curated record. Lineage: Eukaryota; Apicomplexa; Conoidasida; Eugregarinorida; Gregarinidae.
AUGGCUGUUGCAUUAAUUCCGAUUGUGAACUGCAUGUCAAAGAUCAAGUUGCCGACGAGCACGCCACCAUUUGUAUACAGAACAUUACCACAGAUCGUGUGCUAUGUUGUAUACGGGGUUAUCUUUGUGGUGCUAACUGUAUUGGUCUGUUUGAACGCCCGGAAGGUCUACCGAAAUGUGGGUCUGAACUCGGCUGCCUCUUCCCCCCGGCUUCAACAACAGCCCUGGUCGCACCACCUUUCUAGCGGCUUGAUCCCUCGGCGAAGGUUCCUUGGAUUGGCCCACUUCCCGCGAGGCGACUUUCCGCGAGGCGACUUCUCGCGAGGCGACUUCUCGCGAGGCGACUUCCCGCGAGGCGACUUCCCGCGAGGCGACUUCCCACGAGGCGACUUCCCACGAGGCGACUUCCCACGAGGCGACUUCCCUGUCGCAGAUUGUCCCACCGACUUCCCCAGAAAUAACGCUCAAGACGACCUCAUCGGAACCGCCAAAGGAGAUAUCGGACGACGUCGUCUCAGCCGACGCAGACUACGCCAAAGUCUUCGCUUCAGCAGGAAACCCAGCCGCGUGACGCCCAGCCUUAUGAAACCCAGCCUUGUGAGGCCCACGCUCAACGAGCGGCUACAGACUGGGGCGGGUUACAGAGCCGAAGGUUACCGAGGCGAGGAGGCAUUUCGAGAAGGAGGCUUUCUCGAAGGCGGUUUUCGAGAAGGCGGUUUUCGAGAAGGCGGUUUUCGAGAGAGAAGGACUAAGCCGCUGGUGCGGGGACCGUACUGGUGGCUGUUGCUAGGCAAUAUCGAGCUGUUUCGAUAUGACUUGAAUUCGUUGUUGUGUGGCAAUUCAAUUUUCCGUGUGGAUGUAUUCUGGUCGAUGAGUAUUAAGUACAGUGCGCCAUUGUUGUUGACGUUAUUAUUGUACCACCAGGCGGAAGAUGCAGAUGGUAGCAUAUCUGGGAACCGUUUUACCCGUGGUUACCUAGGUGUAAUGAACCCUGAAAUUGUGCCUACGAACCGGUUCCAACUUAAGAUGUCUGUGAACAUCCCUAUUGCUGUGGCCUUAUGUGCGGCCUUGCUUACGACCACGAUAAGUAUCCGCAACCCAGGAUUCUGCAGACGCCUUGGACCACCCAGCUCGUCCAUACCCGCUAUGUCUUGGUGGCCACGACGAGAGUUCAACUUACGGGGACCCCGCGCCUGGCAAACAUUAAAGCAACUCUUCUUCCUCGAAUUUACCAGACAUCGCAGUCAAGACCUCGAUGAACACAGCAGCGAAGAACCCGACAACUUUGCCGCCGCAGAGAAAUGCGCUGAUAUCAUCCUUGGACGUAUCGACGAUUCAGAUGACCAACACAUACCCGAAACCUCCGACGAUCUUUUUUCAUGA